AUGACAACAGAACUCCAGAUCACCAAAAAAUGGAGGGAAAGAAGCAAACUUUUACGAUCAAUCAUUCACGGCAAGUUCAGAUUCAAGUUCAAACCCUUUGUUGCACAUGAUCAUAAUAAGGUUGAUAAUGCUUGCAUGGAAGAUGAUAAAAAGCUCUCUAAUUCUGUGUUUUAUAAAGUGGGUUUGCUGCCGUCGUUGGUUAGGGUCCCGAGCCGAGGUUUGAAGAAGAUUGGUAGAGCGGUUUCUAUGCGUAUGCAUGAAGCGAAAGACGUAGAAGAUGGAAGCUUGGAACUGUGUAAGAAGAGGAUAAUCAUGGGGAGAAAGUGUCGACCGUUGAACGUGUCGGGCGCGCUUCAUUAUGACAAGAAUGGUGUUUUGGUACCUGAAGAUUUAUAG
Molecule: messenger RNA, 396 nt
Organism: Helianthus annuus (common sunflower)
Lineage: Eukaryota; Viridiplantae; Streptophyta; Magnoliopsida; Asterales; Asteraceae
Exons: 1
Coding region: 1-396 (131 amino acids)
Source: RefSeq, a predicted model, not a curated record